ACAGUGACAGUGACACAGUGACAGUGACGCAGUGACACAGUGACAGUGACACAGUGACAGUGACACAGUGACACUGACGGUGUCCCCAAUGUCCCCGCAGGUGACAGAGUACCGUGUCCCCGUCCCCCGCCCCCUGGGCCGCCUGUUGCUGCUCCGGGUGCACAAGGGGCCCUGCGGGGGCCUCCCCGAGAGCUCCUGGUACCUGGAGAGCGUCACCGUGUGGGAACAGCGCGGGGACACCCCCGGCGACACCCCCGGGGACACCCCUGGGGACACCCCCGACACCCCCGACACCUCCGACAGCGAGGACAGCGCUGGGGACAGCGAGGAGGAGGAGGAGGAGGAGGAGGAGGAGGAAGGUGACAGCGAGGAAGAGGAAGGUGACAGCGAGGAGGAGGAGGAAGGUGACAGCGAGGGGACGGGUGACACCGAGGAGGAGGAGGAGGAGGAGGAGGAGGAGGAGGAGCCCGAGGACAGUGAGGGUGACACCGAGGACAGCGAGGGUGACACCGAGGACGGCGAGGGUGACACCGGCACUGCCGCCACAGGUGACCCCGGUGACGCCGCCGCUCUCCUGGGCCCCUUCCACUUCCCCUGCUACCGCUGGCUGCAGGGCUACGGCACCUGGGAGCUGCCCGAGGGCACAGCCCGGACGCCGGCCAUGGAGCGACACCCGCGGCUGCAGCGGCAGCGCCGCCGGUACCUGGUGCAGCAGCGGCGGCGCUACAGGCUGGCUCCCUUUGCCCCGGGCCUGCCCUGGGCUCUGCCCCAGGGGACGCCGCUGGAGCCCGACCUCAGCUACUCGCUGGCCAAGGCCUCGGCCUUCUACCUGCGGGGCAGCGCGAUUUCGGGGAUCCCAAAACUCUGGGGUUACUGGGGAGGGUCCUGGGGGUGUCGCAGGAGUUGGGGGGUGUCCCCAAGUGUCCCCAGGUGUCCCCAAGUGUCCCCUGUGUCCCCAGAGUACGUGCUGCGGCACUGGCAGGAGGACGCGUUUUUCGGGGAGCAGUUCCUGAGCGGGGUGAACCCCGUCCUGCUGCGCCGCUGCCGCCGCCUGCCCCCCAACUUCCCCGUCAGCGAGGCCAUGGUGGCCCCCAGCCUGGGCCCGGGCACCUCCCUGCGCCGGGAGAUGGAGGCAGGGAACAUCUACCUGGCCGAUUAUGGGCUGUCCCAGGAGCCGGGUCCCUCCGCGCCCGUGUUCGUGCCGCAGGACCCGCCGUGGCUCUGGGCGCUGGCCAAGGAGCCGGGUCCCUCCGCGCCGGUGUUCGUGCCGCAGGACCCGCCGUGGCUCUGGGCGCUGGCCAAGGCNGUGUUCGUGCCGCAGGACCCGCCGUGGCUCUGGGCGCUGGCCAAGGCCUGGGUGCGCAGCGCCGAGUUCCAGGUGCACGAGGGGCUGACGCACCUGCUGCGCGCCCACCUGCUGGGAGAGGUGUUCGCCCUGGCCACGCUGCGCCGGCUGCCCCCGCAGCACCCGCUCUUCAAGGCGGUGGCGCUGGGCCGGCGCGGGCUGCUGGCGCUGGUGGCGCGGGGGCUGCGGGCGCUGCGCUGGCGCUCGCUGGUGCUGCCGCGGGACCUGCGGCACCGCGGGGUGGCGGCCACCGAGCGCCACCACUUCGGCCGCGACGCCACCGAGGUGUGGCGGGCCAUCCGCAGGUUUGUCACCUCGCUGCUGUCCCUCUAUUACCCGUCCGACGGCUCCGUCCAGCAGGACCCGGAGCUCCAGGCCUGGGUGGGAGAAAUCUUCAGGAGAGGAUUCCUGGCCCGGCGGCGCUCAG
Molecule: messenger RNA, 1772 nt
Organism: Lonchura striata (white-rumped munia)
Lineage: Eukaryota; Metazoa; Chordata; Aves; Passeriformes; Estrildidae
Source: RefSeq, a predicted model, not a curated record